AUGAUAUCGUCCUGCCAUGCAUCCCGUCUCAUCGCACUGCAUCGCAUCGCAUUGCAUCACACCGCAUCGCCAUACCACGCUAUGGCGGUUGGCAUGAUUGGAUUGACCAAGAACAAAGAAGAGGAAAAACGGAGUUUUAUCGCAUAAAAAGCUGUCUUCUGAGGGAUACCGGGAGGCGGCGUUUGGCCUGUACAAGGUUUGGUCCUUGACCUUUUAUUUGUUAUGGGGUUGGUUGGUAGGAAUUAUCUCAACAUCGAGACGCGGCAUAAAGGGACAUUUGGGAGUCUUUUCCUUGGACAUAUUGUUCCAUUCACCUUCUUCUUGAAUGUUUUCAUUGGCAGUGCGGUUCGGCCUUGGCCUUGUCUUUUCGUUCAUUGUUUUAUUGUACAUUUCGACGUCCGUCCGUCUUUGGAGGCUUGGUUCUCCCCACCCUCCUCUCCUCAUUUUCCUUUUCUUUCCGUCUUUUUUUCUUUUUUUCUUUUCUGGACGACUUCAGUGUCGGUUCUCCCCCCCCCCCCCCCCUAAGAAUGCAGACAUGAUUGGGACCUCCACCCCUGCCUUCUUCGUUGACACUGAAAACCAAAAGUCCCUCGGCUUUCUGGUGCCCGGGUCGUCCGGUCUUCUUGGCAGCCCGUAUCCGACUCCCCCGAGCUUACUCUUCGGGCAGAUGGCCCGUUAUGUAGCCAUCGUUUCUCUUGGUACUCUCGCACACCAUUGCGCCCAAAAGACGGAUAUCCCUCCCAUUCAUUGUUUUGGCAAAUCAAUAUCAGUUUUGUCAUUAUUUUUUUCCUUCUUUCAUUUUUACCGAAUCAAUACCCGCCUGAUACUCGAGUCCUCAGGCCCGCGAGGUUUGCCCCCAAGAAUAUGCACCCAGAGACUUUCACACCCAACUAGCGCCAAUAUUCCGUCAGCAGGCUCUAAAAUACUAUUUAGAAUACCCGCAGCGCGCAUCCCAUACCCCAGUCUACCAUGCGCAGAAGAUACCACAAACCAGUAGGGGUGGUCUGAUUCACACCAACUACAGGCGCUGGCUCCCCCCUGGGCAAAGGUAGUGGUGCUCAGCUCAGCCUCCAAUCUGGGA
Molecule: messenger RNA, 1081 nt
Organism: Colletotrichum navitas
Lineage: Eukaryota; Fungi; Ascomycota; Sordariomycetes; Glomerellales; Glomerellaceae
Exons: 1
Coding region: 326-997 (223 amino acids)
Source: RefSeq, a predicted model, not a curated record